Molecule: messenger RNA, 1135 nt
Organism: Actinia tenebrosa (Australian red waratah sea anemone)
Lineage: Eukaryota; Metazoa; Cnidaria; Anthozoa; Actiniaria; Actiniidae
Source: RefSeq, a predicted model, not a curated record
ACUCAUUUGUCUUUUAUAUUGGCCAUGCAGAGGUUUAUAUUUAAAUCUUGUUUGUAGUUCUACUUGCAAGUUAUCUUUUUAGGCUUUUCCUUUGUUCUUUUCGACUAUUCUGGUGGGCUUUCAUUUUCCUUUGAUGUUAUCUCUUGUAGGUUGGAUUUCAGUUUGAAUUUGUGCUGUCAUAGUUAAUCUAUUAACUAUGGUGCUGUGUCUUUAUAUGUUGUGUACCUGCCCUAGUUAUUCAAAAUUUGGAUUUCUUUUAUCUAUUUUUGCAGACUACGCGGUUCCAAGGUUACUUACUUAUACCGAAGGCGACAACGCUGCAUUCAGUGAGCUCAACAACGCAAGCGAGAGUAUACGUCGUCUUGAAUUCGGUGUUUGGUUGAAUAGUAGCAAUUGGAAUCCAUGCGGUGUCAUAGCUAUACACGAUACACAAUUGCUGUAUAAGCCGUAUGACAAAGACGCUAUGUGCAAACCUUUCCUUUCUCGUCUGAAGUUCCCAACAAAAGAAAACCUAGAGCAAGGAAAAUCGGCCACGGUUUUGCAAGACAUAUCCUUGAAUGACGAAAAGAUCUACUACACUGCUGUUUGUCUUGAAGGAAAGCACGAAAAUGAGGAUCCUGUAAUACAAGAGCUCAAAGUAUUGCCUAGGCAAGUGACGGUAAACACACCAAAAUCACCGAUGGUCACUGCAAAAACCAACAGACCAACGAUGGUCACCGCAAAACCCAACAGCGCUGCAGCGAAAUCAGAGUACCAGAAGAUUGUAGUACUUUUCGUGUGCUUCGCGCUUCUGAUGACACUGACUUCAAUUUAAUCACAGGGCCUCAACAUUUUUUCAGUGAUAAUGUAAAGUAGCUAAGGUUAGGUAAGGUCAAAAACGAGUCAAAAAGAGUCAGUUUAAUAUUCGGACGGGUUUCAAAAACCGUUUGUCUUUUGCCCGUCUUUUUAUGCCCUUGAGCCCUAAUGGGGUAUGAGUCAAAAGCUCAUGAGGCAGAAGGCACGCGGAUUGGUUAUUGACUAAUAUUGACUCAUAGGCCAUUAGAGCGAGAGAAAUCAUUGUUUUAGACAAAUCCAACUAGUGGGUCAAAUAUAUAAAUGCAAAUAAGUUUUGAAUAGACCUAUCCCGAAUUCGCAU